Messenger RNA from Penicillium canescens, 450 nucleotides. RefSeq lists its product as uncharacterized. The transcript has a single exon. The record is from RefSeq and is a predicted model, not a curated record. The coding region runs from base 1 to 450 and encodes 149 amino acids. Lineage: Eukaryota; Fungi; Ascomycota; Eurotiomycetes; Eurotiales; Aspergillaceae.
AUGCCGGAAUCAAAAGAGACAGAGCCCAGCGCUUCAAUGCCUGGAAACAGUGACAAACAGGCAAGGCUACCCCCUAAUGAAGACUACAUAUCAAGACACCAACUAACCAAUCCCCAGCCCACGUCGAGUCAAAUAGUUCAAAUCUCAGAGUUCUUACCUGUUUUAGACCAAGAUUUGUACGAGUUCUUCCAGGAAAUCACGUCUGAAAUCCAGAAGCUCGGAUGUUCGAGGGCGGAAGCAGUGGCGCGCAUCAACGAAGCUUGGGGCCAGGUGGAUUUCGAAACAAAUGAUAUUGUCUACCAUGAGGAACCCAAGUUCUGGGCCUACCGUCACUACUAUGAGGAGGUGCUAUCGUGGGAUGAGGGCGCAGACCGGUCGAACUGGAAAGUGCGAGAUGCACCACCCCCAGGGUCUGCGUCGUGGACGUUGAAGGAAGAAGUUGAUGUAUAA